Messenger RNA from Suillus discolor, 1093 nucleotides. RefSeq names its product TPR-like protein. The coding region runs from base 20 to 916 and encodes 298 amino acids. Gene Ontology annotation, cellular component: EMC complex. The record is from RefSeq and is a predicted model, not a curated record. NCBI's taxonomy places the organism in Eukaryota, Fungi, Basidiomycota, Agaricomycetes, Boletales, Suillaceae. Gene Ontology annotation, biological process: protein folding in endoplasmic reticulum. The transcript is spliced from 6 exons. Gene Ontology annotation, molecular function: protein binding.
GCUGGUCUUUCCUAUACUCAUGAGUUUACAGUCGGCCUUGGAACGAUUAGCUACGUACCGUGCCAACAACACGCGCGCUUCGCAAGAUAUAUUUCGAAAUGGACUUCUAGUGCUUCAGAAAAGCGGUUUCAAAAAGUUGGGAGACGACGGCUGGACAACCCUAGAACAAUUGACAUUAGCCUCAAUAGACGUCGGACGACUUGAUAUAGCAGAUCAAUGCCUCCAGCUCAUUGCCGACAAUUUCCCCAACUCCCCACGCGUCGACUGUCUCAUAGGUAUCCGAAUGGAAGCUACAGAGCCUCCAGAAACAGCCCUUAAAUACUACGCUGACAUACUUGAAGCCGACUCCGCCAACGUCGCAAUCUGGAAGCGACGAAUAUCAGUCCUGAGGAGAACAGGAAAGGUGGAAAAGGCCCUGAACGAACUCGUGCAAUUUGUGGACACUUUCUAUACGGACGUUGAAGGGUGGCUAGAACUCGCAGACAUCUAUGCGUCGUGUAACCAAUAUGAUCACUCCUUCCAGGCACUCUCACAUGUUCUGCUCCUAACGCCCCAGAACCCCUUCUACGUCCUUCAAGCCGCUGAAACAGCAUACACCUCAGAAGACUUUUCCCUCGCUAUCAAGAUGUUCCUCACCGUCGUAGACAUGACCGAUGCUGAUGAUUCAGAACAGCUUUUGCAAGAAUCCACACCUCUCGGGAUCACUGUGCGAGCGUGGUUCGGCUGUGCUCGUCGGAUAGCACAGAAUGCGAACCUCAAGUCUUCAUCAAAUACCAGUGCGCCGAAGAACCUAGAGUUACUAGAUGAACUGGCCACAGAGCGUCUUCGAGUUGCGUAUUCAAGUUCGGGUCAGAAGGGUGAGAUCGCGAAAGGGAGGCAAGAAGUUUUCGCUUGGGUCGCGACUCCCCUUGCGUAGGCAUGCAGUUGAUUUCCUUUCUCUUCUUGAGCUACGUCCAGUCCCGUCUUGUUGGCAUUUAUGAUGUUCACUUAGACAUGAUCAAGAUGGUCAUCAAUGUACUAGACAAAUGCUGGAGGUAAAUACUAUGAUAAAACUGAACGAGAAGUUUCGGGCGAGCACGCGUAGCGCCUGACC